UUUCUUUUCUUUCUGAUUCGUUUGAGGGGAAAGGCGAAAGUUGAAGUACAACUCUUUAUGCCUCUCUUCGGGUUGUACGAGAUAUCAUGAAAAAAAAGCCCAUAGGUUUGAUCCUGCAGAACUAAAAAUUAAGAGAACAAAUGUGAAGCCUGUGUCAGAGCAUAUCGGUGGCUGCUACCCAAAUGAGAAGCUGGAUGUGAAUAGGAUUCUAAGCAUCUUGUUCAGAUUAUCGCUUGAGAAAUUUCAUGUGAAUAGGGUCUAGCUAAGUGGAAAAAGGCCUUGACUUGCUGAUUAGUGUUCUCAGGUUCAAACUCCCAUGGGACCUUAGUAGAGUGUGUGUGAGAAACCCCCAUUCUCCUCGUAGUUUAGAUUAUCGCUUGUAUUAAAAAUAAAAAUGAAAAUAAAAUAGCUAUAUGUGUUACGAGAUGUCCUUCAGUUUUCUUUCAAUCAUGAAAUUUCUCACCUCUAGUUUCAGUGAUAGCCAACCAAUCCAAAGAAUGAAUUGGCACUGUAUAUGCUUUGGCCACCACAAAAAUGUCUAUAGCGUCAACUCGCCCCCACAGUCUUGACUCUUGGCAAAUAUCUUGCUUUUAGUUUCUUCCAACCUCACUCAUUUGUGGUCUGAACUUUGGCAAUCCAUAUCUAGUUUGCUAAGCUUUAGUUCUACCAUCCUGCAGACACAAACGAAAAUGGUAGCCACCAGCACAAAUGAGGUUCCAAGCAUAACAAAUUAUGACAGAAAAAGUGAAGUAAAAACUUUUGAUGACACAAAGGAAGGUGUUAAAGGCCUUGUCGAUGCUGGGAUAACCCAGGUUCCAAGAAUUUUUCAUCAACCAGUAGAUCAGUAUCCCAUCAACAACACUUGUGAUUCAGAACCCACCAAAACCCAGCACAAAAUUCCAGUCAUAGACCUGGAAGGCCUUGAAUAUGAUAACAAUCCAACCAAACGCAAGGAGAUUGUUGCCAAAGUUGGAGAGGCAUCAGAGACUUGGGGGUUUUUCCAAAUUGCCAAUCAUGGCAUACCUGUUGAUGUUUUGGAAGAGAUGAGGAAUGGGGUACGUGGGUUUUUUGAGCAAGACACUGAGGUGAAGAAAGAGCUUUACACUCGUGAUCACUUCAGACCUGUGAUCUACAACAGCAACUUCGAUCUUUAUAGUGCACCGGCGACUAAUUGGAGGGACUCUUUUUUGUGUAAUAUGGCUCCUAAUCCUCCUAAGCCAGAAGACUUGCCACAAGUAUGCAGAGACAUGCUUGUUGGGUACUCCAAGCAAGUAAUGAAGUUGGGGAAGAAGUUGUUCGAGUUGCUGUCUGAGGCGCUUGGGCUGAGGCCAAGUCACUUGAAUGACAUGGAUUGUAAUUUAGGGCUUCAGGUUCUAUGCAAUUACUAUCCCCCCUGUCCACAGCCAGAGUUAACUUUGGGCGCAAGCAAGCACGCUGACGAUGACUUUAUCACAGUCGUUCUGCAAGAUCAUAUUGGUGGUCUUCAAGUUCUUCAUCAGAACAAGUGGAUUGAUGUACUUCCUGUGCCUGGGGCUCUAGUGGUUAACAUUGGAGAUCUUCUACAGGAAACUUAUAUCAAAUGAUAGAUUCAGGAGUGUAGAACACAGGGUAUUGGCAAAUCGUGCUGGUCCAAGAGUAUCUGUUGCGAGUUUCUUUACCACAGGUUUUUUAGAAUUGCCACAAAUCUAUGGACCCAUUAAGGAGUUGCUAUCAGAAGACAAUCUUCCAAAGUACAGGGAGACAACUGUGAAGGACUAUAAUGCUCACUUCUAUAACAAAGGCCUUGAUGGGACCUCUGCCUUGACUCAUUUUAAGCUCUGAACUUGGAGGCAUAGGAGCAACUGCAAUGAACAAAUGGUGUCUACUUUAUAACUUGGCAUGAAAAUA
Messenger RNA from Prunus avium (sweet cherry), 1887 nucleotides. NCBI's taxonomy places the organism in Eukaryota, Viridiplantae, Streptophyta, Magnoliopsida, Rosales, Rosaceae. The record is from RefSeq and is a predicted model, not a curated record.